This is a messenger RNA of Theileria parva strain Muguga, 1932 nucleotides long. RefSeq lists its product as uncharacterized. The record is from RefSeq and is a predicted model, not a curated record. The transcript has a single exon. Lineage: Eukaryota; Apicomplexa; Aconoidasida; Piroplasmida; Theileriidae. The coding region runs from base 169 to 1149 and encodes 326 amino acids.
AAGGGUAUUUAGAAGUGCUAUUACAACUAAUAAGCAUAAAAUUAUCUGCUUAGUUUCAUAAUUAUUUUAUAAUUUAUAUAUGAAUAAAAAAUACAAGUUCAAGUCCUAUAACUCAUUCCUAAAAUAAAUUCUUAUACAGAUAAGUGUGUGUUUGAUUUUUCAAUUUUGAUGAAAAAUACUUACACAUUUUUGUUAUAUUUUGGGAUUUGGUUAUUCAGUUUGUGUUCUAGUUGUUUUAAAUUAGAUAUUGAUCAAAUAAGCAAAUAUCGCAAAGGAGGAAUUGAGAUCAAUGUUUACAGGGAUGAUUCUGGUAAUUUUUACAAGCAUAAACCUAGUAAACCUUUUUUGUUAAAGGAAUUAUACUAUGAUGAUGAUGUAAUAUAUUUUGAUCCUUUACUAACUAGCGACCAACUUUUAAUUUCUGCCUCAGUUCUUUGGGUGUUGGAUAAUCCAACUGUGAUACACUUAAAUCUGGAAAAGUCAUCAGUUAUACUAUUAAAUGAAAGUAAUUCAUCGCUAUCUGUUGAGGCAAUAUUCUCGGAGAAAACUAUUUCCAAUAUAAAUCAUAAGUCACAUCCAGACUCUGAUAAGCUUGUUGAUGUUGACAUACAACAAACUCGAGACUACGACAGUAAUUCAUUGAAUGUUUCUGUUAACCAACUUCAUUUAUCAGGGAAUGGUCUAGAAAAAUUCGUAUUAAGAUACUACGAUCUUAGUUCAUACAGAUUAAAUAAUCUUAGAAACGGACCUCAAAAUCGUUUUGGCUUUGGAGGUCUUACAACCCGUGUAAUAGAGGACGCUGUUCCAGGAAAUUAUGAAAAUAAUAAAAACUAUUACCCCUUAAAUAUACCUAACAAGGAGCAGCUUUAUGGAGUAUGCCUGUAUAGUUAUAAUAACUCCCCAUUAGUGGUGGAAUUAGUUUAUACCUAUAAUAAAAGACUGUAUAUUGCUUUUACACAUCAAAAAAGGUAUCACAGAGUACUUAUGCCAACCAUAAAUGAACCAUAUUAUAGAGAAAAUCUAUUUAACAGACUCAACUAUUAUGCUUGUAUGAAUGGAUUUAAGUAUAUAGUUGAUAUUAUGAGGACUUCAGAUAGAGAAGAUGACUUAUAUAGUAUUGACAAUUAUUGCAUUGGGCCCAAUGAAUAAAUCAGAUUUAGUUUUAAAAAUUGACUGUAAAAGUUUUACAAAGGUUGAUUUUAUCGGAAACUGCUCAAAAUUUUACCAAAAUAAACAAUUUGUUUGGGUAAAUAAAGACAGGUUGGCAUACCCAAUUAGUUUGAUUUAUAAAAAACAUACAAACAUGUUCAAUCUCAUUUUUUGUGAUAAAAUUUUAUCAUUUAAGCCUUACUUUCAAAAGUGGAUGAUGAAGGUUUUUUUUAUUCCAAGUUUUCUCAGUUUCUAUACUGAAGACGAAGGAGGAAAUGAUAUUAAGCUCAGUCCCGAGCAAUAUGAUGUUGAACUUUGUGUCAAUUAUAUAUUUAAAUAUGUUUUCAGGAAAAAAACAAACUGUACAAUGGUUAUGGUAUAUGAUGAAAUAGUCUAUAAAAGACACCCAAAUGAAGGUCAUAUAAAAUUUAUAACUUAUGCAACUCAGUAUAAUAUGGUUAGAGUGUUUUUUUAUACAAAAGUGUUAGAUUGUAUAAAGAAUAAUGGAAUGUGGAUGUGUGUUAUAAGUAAAGGUAAAAAAUACUAGAAUUAAGUUCCCACUAUUUUAUGUUUAAUGACUGUAAAUUUUUUAAUAAUUUCUUCUAAAUAUAUUCUGAAAACAUAUUGUUUAAUUCUAACGAAAAUUAUUUUAAUUUAAUGGCUGCUGACAAAUAUAUACUAAAUUGAAUUAUUUAUUUUAUUCAUUUACAAAUAUUAUUUGAAGAGACAUCCAUUUGAUUCAUUAAUAUAAUUAAUUUUUCUAUAAAAAACAAUCUAAUAUGU